Radiomyces spectabilis is the source of this 1927-nucleotide messenger RNA. RefSeq names its product Dbl homology domain-containing protein. Gene Ontology annotation, molecular function: guanyl-nucleotide exchange factor activity. The record is from RefSeq and is a predicted model, not a curated record. The transcript is spliced from 7 exons. The coding region runs from base 162 to 1616 and encodes 484 amino acids. Lineage: Eukaryota; Fungi; Mucoromycota; Mucoromycetes; Mucorales; Radiomycetaceae.
GCUUCUGCAGUUCAUUUUCUAGUUUUUGAACUGUUGUCUUGAUAGUUCUCGUACUGAUCAAAACCAAAAAAACCAAAAAAAAAUCAGCAAGUUAUUGGACAGCUGUUGUUAACGUCAAUCAUUUACUGCUAUUGGGAUAAUUUAUUUUCCAUCCUUGGGCAAUGGCGCCUAUCGCCGAUCAUGGAGCUUCGCCCACUAUUCGACCUCGACAACAAGCGCUCAGCAUGAGUAGUGUGUCCAGUCGCACGAGUAGUCUUGCCAGUUCCAAUCUUCAAUACCCCAGUAGCAUCACCACACUUGCCACGCCGACCACUUCCAAUUCUAUCUCGCCCAUUCAAGACAUCUACGCCGACGGACAGUUCGAUAUCAUCGAUAAUCUUGAUUACGACGACGUUGAUGAUGCACUGAUCGACCACGAAUUAGUGCAUCGUAAUCGGGAAACCCUUGUUCAACAAUUAUAUGCUUCGGAACAAGCCUACCUUCAAUCGCUUAGUCUGAUCAUGCACAUCUUUUUCCAACCACUUCGGAAAGGUCAAAAAUCCUCGUCAUUCAAAUUCCUGUCGAUGAAAAAAACGAUUUGCACCGAAAAAGAAAUGCGUUGGUUAUUCGGCAAUCUGGAAGAAAUCUAUCAGGUGCACCAGCAUAUCCUUCAAUCGCUUGAGGAACGCCUUAAAAUAUGGGGACCUACACAAAUCAUUUCGGAUGUCCUUUUAACUUGGUUUUCAUAUUUAAAAUGUUACCAUGUGUACCUUGAUAAUUAUGAUGUUGCUGUGACAACAUACGAACGAUUGACACGCUACGAACCAUUCAAAAAAUUCAUUGAUUCAGCCCAUAAAGAUGCCACAUUGAAAGGUGCGACGUUGCUUUCGCUGCUGCAAAUACCUGCAGGUUGUGUCAGUCGAUACGCUCAGUUGAUGAGUAAAUUAGCCGACGCUACCACGCCCAUGCAUCCAGAUUAUGCAGGGUUACGCAAGUGUAAAAAACGCAUUCUCUCUCUUGCCGAGCAAAUCAAAAUCAAGGUAGACGAUUGCGAUAAUGUAGAUCAAGUGUUGAUGAUCCAUCAAGCUUUGGUGGGUGCACCUUUCGGAGUUCGAGCCCAGCGUCGACUGAUACUGCAAGGCCAAUUGUCGGAUCCCAAAGCGAAUGGUGAAGACCGGACCUAUCUGCUAUUUUCUGAUCUUCUCGUGGUUGUGCGACCAAAACAGGAAAUGAAGCGUAUGACGCUUCAGUACAAAGGACAAAUCCAUCUGGAACGGGCCAAGAUCCGUGCUUUGCCUUUGAGCGAAAGCAACGGCGGCUGUCCUUAUGGGAUUGAAAUCACUUCAUCCUUCCAGGGUGUGGAUACGCUGAAUACCACGUUCAUGGGUACGCCCACUGUACAUAUCAUCUAUGCCAGCAACGAAAAGGAGCAAGAGGAGUGGCUGAAGCUACUAACAAUGGUCAUUGAAAAAAUUGACCGUGCAGACAGAGCGCGGAUUCCCAACAAACGACUGGCGCAAAGUCGCUCACCCCCAGAAUCCUUGAGACGUCAAACGACCAACGGUACAUCAAGUGCAUCAUCCAAAAAAUCAUCCCUCAGCCACGAAAGUAGUGACGUUCCCAAACCAUCCCAGUGACAGUAACAUGCAAAAUCAAAAGGGAGAAAAAUUUUUUUUUUCCCAUCCCACGAUGUUCCCAAACUUUUCCACCGUUAUUUCUUCAUGGGAACACUUACACAUACACAAUCGCGCGCAUCAUCUAUUCCCGAAAUUUAUUGCCUGAAAUGUAAUUUGUAAAAGAGACUUGAAAAAACCCUGAUUGUAGUAGGCAAUGCCUUUUAUUUGAUCGAAAAAACCCAUAAAACCAGUCGACUCUUGGCGGAUUUCUCUACACCUCUUAUAUCAUAUACUUAUCUUCCCCCUUCAACCCACCCAUGAUGCAUUGUAUA